This is a messenger RNA of Anopheles bellator, 1222 nucleotides long. RefSeq names its product zinc finger protein 501. Gene Ontology annotation, cellular component: nucleus. Bases 20 to 1222 code for a protein of 400 amino acids. The transcript has a single exon. NCBI's taxonomy places the organism in Eukaryota, Metazoa, Arthropoda, Insecta, Diptera, Culicidae. The record is from RefSeq and is a predicted model, not a curated record.
CGAAUCGCGUUUGGAUAAGAUGUAUACGUUUCGCUGGCGAUGCAACAAAAACAUGGCAUUGGCCAAAAAGCUAAACACAGCGAAGAACGAGGCAGACAGCAGUAAAGACCAUCUUGGCCACUCUGCUGAACAAACGGUUGGCACAAAUUUGUUAAUCAAAACUGAAGUCACCACACCGGAUUCAGCGAACGAUUUGCACUUGAGCUGUGCAGCUCAUCAAGUAAGUGGUACAUAUGAAUGUUGUGGCAACCAGGCUGAUGACUUAUUCGAGGCAGAGGAAAAUCCAAUCGCGUUCAAAUUAGAGAAUGAAGAUGUGGAUGAACAGCAGAACAACCAUACAAAUCCUUUAGAAUUGAUCUGUCAGGCUCGAGAAGAUCCCUCUGCAACAACCAACUCCGAUGCCGGAAAAAACGUCAAAGUUGGUCAAAAACGUAAAAACGAUCAAGAAAAAACGCAACAGCGGUUGCGCUCGUAUAAACUUCGGAGUCAUCAACGAGUUAACAACGACAUAAAAAAGAACGCUCACAAAAAAGGCCAGUGCAAUAACGAAAAGUACCACUGCCCUCAUUGUUCCGCAACUUAUAUUCGCCCAAGCCAGCUGAAGAUUCACAUUCGCGUUCAUACCGAUGAAAAGCCGUUUGUGUGUAACAUCUGUUCCAAAACGUUCAAAUCACGAAGCAAUCUGCUACAACAUUCGAAAAUUCACAAGAAGGAAGAAUACCAACAGUGCCCACAUUGUCAUUUAAAAUUUACACGGCUAUUCACAUUAAAAAAUCACAUCCGCAUUCAUACCGGUGAAAAACCGUUUGUGUGUAACAUCUGUAAGAAAGCGUACUGUUCAUUAAAUGCACUAUCACUUCAUUCGAAAAUUCACAAGAAGGACGAAUACAAACAGUGUCCGCAUUGCAGUUCAAAGUUUGCGGUUUCAUCAGCGUUGAAGGAUCACAUCCGCAUUCAUACCGGUGAAAAGCCGUUUGUGUGUAAAAUAUGUGACAAAACGUUCAGAUCACCAAGCAAUCUGGCGCAACAUGAGAAAAUCCACAACAAGGACCAAUAUCUUCUUUGUCCGCAUUGCCCGUCUAAGUUUACGCAUUCGUCAGCGUUGAUGAUUCACAUUCGCAUUCAUACCGGUGAAAAGCCGUUUGUGUGUGAAAUAUGUAACAAAGCGUUCCAUUCAUCAGCCGCACUAUCAAAUCAUUCGAAAAUUCACAAAAAGAACUAA